AGCCCGCUGAAGAUGGCUGGUUGUGACGUCACGGCUCAUCGUGCUGAAGAUGGCCGCUUUGAGGACGGUCUGUGGUAACGCCAGGAUGAUUUUACACAUUUUUCUCUGUGUUUUCGCAGCAGCGAAGAGCGAUGAGCAAGUCCCUCUGGUCGCAUGGGCGAGUGACGGGUUUGUCUUGUCUCCUGUGAAUGCUCCAUCAGCAGGACACACUGUGUCUGUGGAUGAGCUGGAAUCAUAUCUGAACCGAGCGCUGAGCACUACACCUCAUAAUCUACUGCUCUUCCUGCAGGAUAAAUUGAGUGUUGAUGACUUCACAAUGUACGGAGGAGUAUUUGGGAACAAACAGGAUAGUGUCUUCCAAAAUCUUGAGGCGGAUUUGCUGUCCUCCUCUUCCUUAUGGUUGCCAUCUGUAUCAUCGUCCGCCACUGCUUUGGUUUCUACACUGCUACAGAAUCAGAUUGAUGCAGCUCCUCUCUACAUGAACCCAGACACUCUUGCACAACUCCGCCUCAAUACAUCUGUUGCUGCCUUGCUGGUGUUCCGCCUCCCUUACAGCGGCGGGGCUGAUAUGAUGUCUACUAAAGAUGUGCUCAGUGGAAAUGAUGAGGUAAUUGGUCACGUGCUGAGCAUCAUGAAAGCUCAGUCUGUGCCGUAUACUGCAGUGUUCACUGCGCUGUGGCCCUCAAGGGUGAUUGAGGAUGCGUCUCCAGCUGUGCACUCUGUCUGGUCAAGAUCCCUACUGCAGUCGCGUCAUGAGGAACCUUCUUCUCCGAACCCGCCAUUGGAGUUUAAGGAGAAGGGCUCCACCUGCAUUCUCAUGUGGGCUGAGAAACUGGUGGUCAGCCAGUAUCGCUCAGGAAAGUGGGAGAGGCAUGACCUUACCUCCAAAACCUUUGGUAAAGGUGUGAUACCCGACCUGUCUGGAUCAUCCUGCAAUGAGUCUCACUCCCGGUUGGUUCUGAAAUAUGAAGAUGUCCUGAAUUACCGUAUAUUCAAGCUCAUUUUUGUAAUGAACCGGCGUCACUAUAAGGUUUCUGCCCGUCAUUGGUUCACUAUGGAUCUGGUUCAGCUGGAGUAUGAUGGGAAAACUGCCUCAUUCAAUGCCAGCCGUCACAUCUAUGCCCCAGCUGAGUACUCGUACCGCUGUGAAUCUGUAAGCAGUUCCUACUACCCUCAGCUGUCACCCCACUCAGAUAAGGACAAUGCCAACGACUGGCAGAUUUCUUUUGAUGACUUCCAGAUCCAGGGCUUUAACAUAGCUGGGAAGGAUUUCUCUUACGCCAGUGACUGUGCUAGUUUCUUCACUCCUGGUAUUUGGAUGGGUCUUGUCACGUCUCUGCUCAUGGUGUUGGUUCUCACUUAUGGCCUGCACAUGAUCAUGCAGCUCCGCACCAUGGACCGCUUCGACGACCCCAAGGGUCCUGCCAUCUCUGUGCCCCAGACCGAGUAAAAGACACAGAGCCAGUUUCCGUUCUCAUACUCACAGCACCAGUGUUUGCUUUAGUUAUAGAAUAUUUUUAAUGUUAUUCAUUUCUUGUCAUUACGUGUGAUUGGGGUGCUGCUAGAUUUUUUCUGUGAUUUCAUUUUAUUAAUAUGUUUAUGGAUGAAUCUCAGGAAUACUUGUCCAGAACAAAAAAAGAACAAAUACAUAUUGUUACAAAUACAUACAUAUAUAAAUAAAUGAUAAAGAAGAAUCAUUUUUAGGAUCAUUACGAUUUUUUGCAUUGUGACUUUAUUAUUACAAGUUCCCCCAAAUUCGCAUUAUGGUUUACUUUUGUUUUUUUUUUUGUAAAUUUUUUACUUUCUCAGUGGUGAUUCUCUUGAGACUUUCAUUGCUGUAAUGCAAAGCAUUUUUAAUGAAAAUUUCCAGAAAUCCCCCCCUCCCCCCUACUUUACUAUUUAAAUAUUUUGGGCUUCUUUUUAUGCAAAAAAAAUAAUUUCCUUAGCAUGGCCUUGACAAGUUUUGUGAGAUUCAUUCUUAAGACUUCUUUUAAGCUAAAUAUCUAAAAAUCUACUACAUUAUAAUUUCUUUUUAUAUUGUGUUUACAUUCCACAAAAAAAUAUCUUAUUAUAUUUACAGAUUGGGGCACCAUUAGAUGUAAAUUGUACACUUUACACAAUAAAUUAUUCGUAUAAAAGAAAUAUCUAUAAACGGACAGCUUAAUGUUUUUAGUGUGCUGUAAAUAUGAAAAGAGGAUUUUUUUUUUUUUUUUUUUUGCUGUAUAGUUAUUAGAUGAAGUAUUACUUAUUGGUGAUAUGCAUAUAUGUUUGAAUCCAGUGUUUGUUUUUGAGUUCUCCCACUGUAUUUGCCUCAUUCUGUGUCCAGUGUGUGUUCAUAGAUGUUUCUGUGAGUUGUUGUGAGAACUGACAUGUUUUAUGACCAAUAUGGGUUUUGAUUUAAAGGGAAACAUGUUGUGAGCCAUAUUUAAAUAUUAGAUAAAAGGUUACCAGAGACAUUCUGACAUAUUGUUUUUGUUUAAAUAUCAGCAUGAUGUGUCUUUUUAUUGUAGUGAAUCAUUUGCACAAAUAGCUAGCUCUCUUAUAUUUAAAAGCUUAAAAGGUUGUCUAUUGUCAUCUCAUGCUGGCACGUUUUGGAGGUGUAUGCUCUUAAAUGUGUAUAUUGUGUCUGUGUUAAAUAAACUUAAUUGAGACACAA
Ctenopharyngodon idella (grass carp) is the source of this 2656-nucleotide messenger RNA. RefSeq names its product ATPase H+ transporting accessory protein 1a (gene atp6ap1a). Gene Ontology annotation, cellular component: proton-transporting V-type ATPase complex. Bases 50 to 1450 code for a protein of 466 amino acids. The record is from RefSeq and is a predicted model, not a curated record. Lineage: Eukaryota; Metazoa; Chordata; Actinopteri; Cypriniformes; Xenocyprididae. The transcript is spliced from 10 exons.